UGACCGAACUCCGCGGAGGCUACAUAUAUCCAGCCGCACCACCCGCUCUCUUCUCGCUCACGCUCGCGCACCUAUCUCUCCCUCACAGCCUCAUCUCACGCUACUCACAAUGGUCGGCCCCCCCGUUGUCAUGGACUCGCCGUCCUCCGUCACCAUCUCGCGCCCCGAAGAGAAUGUCUGGGUGCUGAGCAUGGAGCGCAAGCCGGACAACCGGCUCAGCAAGGAGAUGCUCGCGCUGCUCGCGAAGCGCCUGGACGAGGUCGAGGCCGAGUGGCGCACCAAGAAUGCCGGCAAGGCCGACAAAGACAAGGUCGGGGGCGCGGUAAUCUUCGACACGCACGUCGCCAAGUUCUGGAGCAACGGCUUCAUCCCCGCGUUCCUCACGCGCCCAGGCUUCAAGGAGCAAUACGUCAACCCCCUCUUGAUCCGCGUGAUGAACUAUCCGCUCGUGACGGUUGCGGCGAUUUCCGGGCACUGCUUCGCUGGCGGCAUGCUGCUCGCGCUCGCGUGUGACUUCCGGAUCAUGGGAUCCAAGUCGGGAUGGAUUAGCAUGAAUGAGCUCCUUAUCGGCCUGCCGCUGCAGACGGGCAGCGGGGCUAUCCUCCGCUCCAAGAUCACGGACGCGAACACGCUGCGCGACGUCAUGCUCGGCAAGCGCUGGACGGCGCUCGAGGCCGCUGACGCCGGCCUCAUCGACGAGGUCGUCGACAACGUGGCUGACCCCGGCGCCGUUACGGGCCGUGCGAUCGAGCUCGCCGAGGAGCACCUUCCCAAGGUCGCGCUCGGGACUUGGGGGAGCAUCAAGAAGGGCCUGUACAACUGGGUUGGGGAGACGCUGCUCACCAACCCCCCCGCGGUGCAUCCCGAGCAGGAGAGCAUUGCGUUCUUCGACCGCUUGGAGCGCGAGAAGGCCAAGUUGUAGACUGUCAGAAGC
Messenger RNA from Cutaneotrichosporon oleaginosum, 934 nucleotides. RefSeq lists its product as uncharacterized. Lineage: Eukaryota; Fungi; Basidiomycota; Tremellomycetes; Trichosporonales; Trichosporonaceae. The record is from RefSeq and is a predicted model, not a curated record. Gene Ontology annotation, biological process: fatty acid beta-oxidation. Gene Ontology annotation, cellular component: peroxisome. Gene Ontology annotation, molecular function: delta(3)-delta(2)-enoyl-CoA isomerase activity.